AAAUAGGCUACGACUUUCAGUUUGUAUCGACAAGUUACGUUGAACACUACAUAGCCAUAAGCAAAGCCAUAAGCAUUGACACUGCACUGGAAAUGUUGUCCUUGUGGCACUGCCAUGUCGAACUCGUACGGUACACGUUGACAUACGGGCGUUUGAUUUUGUUAAAUUUCUGGGGCUUAUUUCUGUGGAUUUUGCUGUGAGCCUCAUUGCCGACAAAAAGCAGCGAUGACGAAUGCUUACUCCUUCGAUGGUUUGAUCAUCUUUGGACUUCUAGUCAUCUGUACCUGUGCCUACAUGAGACGGGUACCACGUCUCAAGCAGUGGUUCUUGUCAGAGAAGAAGGGAUUUCUGGGUGUCUUCUACAAAGCGUCCAUCAUUGGAACAAGGUUACAUCUUGCUGUAGCUGCUUCCUGUGUCUUGAUGGGGUUUUACAUUUUGUUCUUAAAGUGAACUGGAUUUGAAACAGUUGCAAAACAAUCAUGAAAUACUUCUGAAAUGGAUAGACAAGGUUGCUUUGCUGCCCAAACAAAGCUCAGAAAGUUGGAUAAGAAUCCAUUCCACUGAGGAACUUCACUUGAGUGAGAUUGAUGGAAGUUGUCAGACUGGCUUUGGUGAACCUUGCAGGCCUAGCCAUGGAUGAUUUAAGGACCAUAGACUAAACUGAUCAGAAAGAAAUGGCCUUGGAUUACAGAAGCUGUUGGGCCUGGGCUAACCUAACCUUGAAGAUGAACUUGAUACAUGGGACCUACAUGCUGGUCACUGUGGAGAGGGUUCAAGGAUGGAUUGGUUGUAAUGAGCCUAUGUGUACUUUGGAGAAGCCUUGCGCUUGUGAGUUGAUGCAGUGAAACACCUGGUAAUUGGCCUCAUUCAAUUAAUAUUGCCUUGCCUUAAGUUUCUCAUUGUGAAAAACACUCUUGCGUUAUCUAUUGCAUGGUUCAGCAGAUGUUCUCGUUGGAGACGAUUGGUCCAGAGAUGCCAGGCCAUUUCACAGCUUGAAUUUGUUUGAGCGACCUUGUAUUUGGUCUUUAGUUUUCAAAUUCAGAGGGACAAGUCACUGGCAGAACCAGGCAGAGCCAAGGGAUGUGGAGGCUUUUUUCAAAAUAUUUUCUGCUUUUUUUCUCUCAAAGUUGCUUGUCAUUUUAAAGACACACUGUUCACCUUUCCAACUCCAGUAACGACCAAUUCUAAAGUAGUGCACUGAGCGCAUGUGACAUAGCAGUCAUCGUUUUUGGAAGUGAAAUCGAUGUAACUGUACAGGUUACUUAAUAGACGUAACUACCGAAAGACAAAAAAAUUGGCCUGAAAAUAUUUUAUAUGCAAUGAAUAAAUACCCUUAGACAUAUCAGCUGUAUGUUUUGCUCAUGAGCCUAUCACAUGACCAUUCUUAAAUGCUUGAUAAAACACUGGCUCUUUGGAAGAACAUGCUAUAACAUGUCGGGGGGGUGACAAAUGAAAACGUAAGUGAACAGAAUUGUUUAAACUUGGAAUUGCUUUGACUCUAGCUGAGAAGGUAUAUAUGAAUGGUAAUCUGCCCUGAGCAGAAGCACCCCCUCAUUGGUUGAAAAGAGCCAUGUUGGUCAGAAGUACUCACUUUGUUGGUAGCAAUGCCACAAUAAUACAUUCAUUCCAUAGUCGUUUGUGAACUGGCAAAGCGCAGUUCGGACCAAAGGUGCCUGCGUUAAUUGGAAAAUUGCGCCCUCUCUUGGUCCAGUUCAGCACUCCUGCAUAACCAUGUAUUUGUCCAGUCUUGGGAUCAGGAAGAUGGAGGUUGAUACAUGUACUAAUGUCCUUUUCCACUGGCUCAUCACGUCCUGUGUCACCUCACAUAGUUUGUGCCACGGUCACACCAAUAUCCCAUAUGUGUGUGUGUGACUGCUUGUGAGAUGUACGUACAGCAACACGGCUUAUUUAAGUUAAAACCUUUUGACUUUGCAACUCAAUAAAUAAAUGCUUGGCUAGGCCAGGCAGCAGAAUA
Acanthaster planci (crown-of-thorns starfish) is the source of this 1975-nucleotide messenger RNA. RefSeq names its product protein kish-B-like. The record is from RefSeq and is a predicted model, not a curated record. NCBI's taxonomy places the organism in Eukaryota, Metazoa, Echinodermata, Asteroidea, Valvatida, Acanthasteridae.